UGUCAAUAGCAGACUUCGAAAGUCAGGUGAAUUCAAGUUCCCUUGCCCUCACAACUUUAGUUGUGAAAACGUCACUGACUUCAGGAAGAAGCCAAGAGAAAUUAGAGGCACAAGUAGGUACCCAUACCACUGAAAAUCACGAAAUGCUUUUGGACUCAGCUGAAGAGCACAGAGGCAACAGCAGGAAACAUUCAAUCUGCUGCUAAACGAGGCACCAUUUUCAGCCCUGCCCAAACGAAUCUGCAAAUUAAUGCCCCGUGCCAUCCCACAGUGUGGGAUAAUGACAUCUGGCGUUGUGGUGGGUGGACCAACAGAAAACUCUGGUUAUGAUUUUGCACCGGAAUCCGCACGACCAAAACUAAACAAAACUGAACCUCUCAGUGCUGUGCCACUUGGCCCAAAGAGAACUUUCAGAGAUUUCCUUCCUGAUGCGAGCCCUCAAAUACCUGCAAUCAACAAGGAGACGGCAGAAAGCUCGAGCAUGGAGCUUGGUCACUGCACGCCGCCGCCCGCUGCCCGUCACCCGGCCCUUCUCAUCGCCGUCCGCGCCGAGGCUCUGCCCCGACCCCUCCCCGCUACUCGGUCAGAGUCCCAGGCAGAAGCGGGCGUUUUCUGCCGUCGGCAGGGCGCGUUUCAGAGCACCGGGGCCAGGAGAAGGGAACUUUGGAACGGCCGCAGCGCUGGGACCAGACGGGUGCGCUGCGCGGCCUCUUGCUGCGGAGCACUGCGAGACUUUUGGGAAGUUCCCUGUGGUUUUCUUGUCGUGAAACCGACGCAGAAAUUCAUCAUUUCGCUCUUUCGGCUGGGAGAGUUCCGUGUCCCCCGGACUCAGAGCAUUUUCCAGUCGGUGCCUGAUGCUCAGCUGAAAACACGGAGUCACCGCUCCCGGAGCUGUAGCACAGAUUGGAGACGUGGCACCGAUUAGUGGGCACUGAUUGAGGAUGGGCAGUGGUUAUGGAUGCUCAGAGAGCCCCUCGUGGCUCGGGACUGCCUGGUGUCCAGCAGCCCCAAUACCAGGGUGCUCUUGGGCGUGGGCUGGCACUUGCCCAAGUGGCUCCAAAGUCUUCAGCCAGCACGUUGGUGAGGAACCUGCCUGCUCUGUGGUACUGCAUUUAUUAGCACUUCUUUCAAGUUUUGACGGCACAGACCUGUUCUGAGGCCUGCUGUGCCUCAGAUGUUGGUCAGUUAUCUGCUCUGAUAAUCACUCAGGUCUCUGUGACCAGCGUGGCACUAGGAAGGUGUCACAUGUGCAGGCGUCUCUCACCCACUCAGAAUUCGUGGCAGCCUCCUGUUUGUGCACAGAGCUGCCUUAGGUAUGGGUAUAAUGGGUGGGAUCCAACAGGGACCUUCUUGGCAUCCCUGCCUUUCCACAGCCAUGUGUCAGUGCUCCAGCAUGAGCAGAUUGCUUCAUCUGCGCCGUUCCCCCAGCACAGACCUCCGUUGGUGGAGACAUACCUCCUUCUGGGGUUUCCUUUUCUCUUUCUUGCCUGCCUCACUGGAAAGCACGUGAUGAAUCAUGCAGGGUAGCUGAGACUGAGCUGCUCAGGCUUUCUGAGCAGCCAGAGACACACUGCUUCCAGCAGCCCAGAGGUUUCUCCCUGGUGAUGCUCAGAGAGAGAACCCAACAGUCCCUGAUGCCUGGCUCCUGGACAAACACGUGAGCUGAAUGAAGUUUAAUCUCUGCAAGAACCUGCUGAAUGUAAUGUGCUUUUAUGGCUCACCUCCCUUUAUUUGUAACCUGAAAGUAUAGAUCAAGGCUGGCAAAACAACGCUGUAAUGCAAACUUGGAUUAAAAGUUCUUAAUGUUUAGGAAGUUACGUAAUAUAAGGUAAUAAAAGCAUUUUGGAUUUAUGCUCUGAGAGCUGCUUGUAAGAAGACUAAAAGGCAAAAGGGAUUACAUGGGUUGCUCUGAAAGCAAUGUCUCCUGUACAUUUCAGUGGUAAAUGCAGAGACACAAGGAGCACAAAAAUGCUGAGCCACUUCUCAGCUACAAAAGACUGUUUUUCAACAUAGUCACCAUCACUAAUGCGUUUUUGCCAGAGAUGAACAAGAUCCUGCAUGCAGUGCUUGUGGAAACCUGCCUCAGUGGAGGCAAGUCGUUUCCCAGGUGCUGUGAUGGUGUCAGUGCUGAAACACCACCCAGCACCUCACUGUGCCAACGUCCACUGAUUGGUCUCCAUAAACGUUGAGCCAGCAUUGGUGAAUGUCAGUGGGUGCCACUUUUCUGCAGGGAGGAAUUCAGUUCCACACCUUAGCUUCAUUUGCAGUGUCAUGUCAGACCCACUUUGUCAGACUGCCCCUCUGCUGCCAUCUGUCACAACAACAUGCAGUGGGAUACUGUGGGAAGGCUCAACCUCUACUGCCAAACCACCACCAUCUGCCUCUGAGGUCACGGGCCAAUAUGAUAAAGUAGGAGUCUCAUCUUCAGUCAUGUUUAAAAAUGCUUCAUUUUUAAUUUCCACUAUCCAGCUGUUGAUUGGUGGCAGAUCUUGGGCAUGACAGAAAAGCAGCUGUUUCUUCCAGAAGUCAGAAUCCUAGGCAGAAGGAGGUGUUUUCUGCCAUCAGCAGGGCACUUUUGGGAAUGCCAAGAGAAGGGAACUCCAGAGCAGCCCCUAGCAGUGAGAGCAGCCCAGCAGCUGCACAGCCUCCUGCUGCAGAGCACUUUGGGGCCACUGCAGGUGCUCUGGGCUGUGCCAGGUGAGCAAUGGAAGCAAGCUGGGCAUACGAGAGGCCUGACUGACAGGGCGGUUGCAGUCUGCAAGAUGCUGGGUGGUGAUGCUUCUCAUCCAUGUUCCUUGAAGAGCUGGUGGGUGAGCAGGCGAUGCGGUGUGAGAGCCCUUAUCUACCUGCACGAGAAGGGAUGGAGGAAGCCAGCAGAGGCAUGAGUGACUUUUCUUGGAAACUGGGCAAAGUUUUGCUUGAAAAAAGGCAGAGGAUUGCAGCUUCUUGAGCCACAAGUGAAUACAAGUGUGUGUGCCUUUCCUGGGAAGCAGCAGAAAAACUCCUAGAACUUCCUUUUAUGAUCUCUGUGCUGCUUAGAAGUAAGUUGACACCUUCUGCAAACUUCUGGCAGUUGCUUAUUCUUGCUUUCUGGGCGUUCUUUAGCUAAAAACAUACAGCAAGGCUCAUGCAGGUGCUUUAUUGGAGCUGUGCAACUGCAAACCCAUAGAUGUCCACUUGCAAACCCUGGGCCAUACCUGCUGCCAGGCCUCCAUGCCCACAUGGCUCUGUGCCACGUGUGUGCCUUUAGCU
Messenger RNA from Lagopus muta (rock ptarmigan), 3252 nucleotides. RefSeq lists its product as uncharacterized. The record is from RefSeq and is a predicted model, not a curated record. The transcript has 2 exons. Lineage: Eukaryota; Metazoa; Chordata; Aves; Galliformes; Phasianidae. The coding region runs from base 251 to 925 and encodes 224 amino acids.